Molecule: messenger RNA, 869 nt
Organism: Poecilia latipinna (sailfin molly)
Lineage: Eukaryota; Metazoa; Chordata; Actinopteri; Cyprinodontiformes; Poeciliidae
Exons: 4
Coding region: 413-808 (131 amino acids)
Source: RefSeq, a predicted model, not a curated record
CACAUUUCAUGGAAUAUAUUACUGUAACCCAGCAUGCUAGUGGUAGCCUACAUGCUAUCAUUAGUAUUUUAGCUAGUUUUAGCUUUUUAGCUAAUUUUGGCUUUUACCUGGGUUUUUCACACUGCAUGGACUAUUUCUUGCAUUUCUGCAAGUCUUCAGCAGGUGGCUUCAGACACUUUUGCAUUUUCAUAGGAAAUGCACACUUUCUAGUUAAUCUCUGUAUUUGUGCUGAAGUGUUUCAUUUUUUCAGUAAUACUCUUUGCUACAGGCAUUUAUGUUUCUGAGAAACAGGAAGUUGUGGUUUCCAUUUCCUGUCCAGCAGCUUUUAUCGUUGACCUUCCCUCUCUGACAGCUGAUUCACCUGAUCCUGUAUCCAUGGCAACAGUAAAUAGCGUUCCUCACAGCGGCUCUGAUGGAAAAUUCACAGCAAACAUCUGAACCCAUCAACUUUGUUCAUCAGGAUGAAAUCUGGAAGGCUCAUAUAAAAAUUGAGAAGGAUUCUGGAGAAUUGUGGAGUAAAAACUGGGGCUUCCUGUCUGAAGCCUAUAAGGAGUACGAGAUGAAGAGUGUGAAGCUGAAGACGGGACUGAAAACAGAGCUCCACCCUGAGCUGACGAUUCGACCUUUGACCCCUCCACAAAAACACAUCCAGGUCGGCUCUUCCUCUGCCGUCCCUCUGACCUCUCAGCGUUUCAUUGGAUGGCAUUCUGGAUCAUCGUGCCUCCACCUGGAAAAGUACGGCGCAAUGCAUCAUGGGAGGCGUAGUUUCCUGAAGGAUUUGGGUUGGUCUCUAGAUGCUUGCAGCUGAGUCUGUUACAGUAAAUAAUAAUAAUAACUUAGGAUGUUGGUGAAUCCGUGUAUGGCAGGCA